Molecule: messenger RNA, 595 nt
Organism: Pyrus x bretschneideri (Chinese white pear)
Lineage: Eukaryota; Viridiplantae; Streptophyta; Magnoliopsida; Rosales; Rosaceae
Product: DNA-directed RNA polymerase subunit 10-like protein
Exons: 4
Coding region: 127-342 (71 amino acids)
Biological process (GO): tRNA transcription by RNA polymerase III; transcription by RNA polymerase I; transcription by RNA polymerase II
Cellular component (GO): RNA polymerase II, core complex; RNA polymerase I complex; RNA polymerase III complex
Molecular function (GO): zinc ion binding; DNA-directed RNA polymerase activity; DNA binding
Source: RefSeq, a predicted model, not a curated record
AACCUUAAAAACCACUCUAGUCUCCGUCUCUCCUCCCCUUCUCUGUCCCCGUCUCUCUCAAGCCCUCGUGGUUGUCGAAGACUGACAAACACUUCGACACGCAGAACAGAGUUAGGGCAAAUCAAGAUGAUCAUCCCAGUGCGCUGUUUCACCUGCGGCAAGGUUAUCGGAAACAAGUGGGAUACGUAUCUCGACCUGCUGCAGGCCGAUUACACUGAAGGAGACGCACUAGAUGCAUUGGGCCUGGUCCGCUACUGCUGCCGGCGUAUGCUUAUGACUCAUGUUGAUCUUAUCGAGAAGCUUCUCAACUACAACACUUUAGAGAAGUCUGAUGCCAGUUGAGGAAGCUCGUGUAACAUGUGCGAGAUGCUCGUUUUAUGUGAUCUUUGUCAAGUGUCUUAAUGUGGUAAAACCUUCCAUGUUGUUUUGUCUGGAUCACCAUCGAUCCUUAUUACCAUACUUAGAAACUUGAAAUGUCUAAUAUGAUUAUCUAUAUGUAGGGAGAUACUUAUGUAUGCACUUGAGGCAUUUAUGUUGCUGCACUAGUUUAUGAACUUAUUAAAUAGAAUGAAAGACUGAAUGCUUCUGACAAAAA